Penicillium odoratum is the source of this 3072-nucleotide messenger RNA. RefSeq lists its product as uncharacterized. NCBI's taxonomy places the organism in Eukaryota, Fungi, Ascomycota, Eurotiomycetes, Eurotiales, Aspergillaceae. The record is from RefSeq and is a predicted model, not a curated record. The transcript has 2 exons. Bases 1 to 3072 code for a protein of 1023 amino acids.
AUGACGUUCCUCCCCAGUCGUCGCCAUUCCCACUCAGAAGUGGGCUCACCUGACCACGCCGAGCAGGACUCAAAAAAACAAGCAGAACUUACAGCCUCGCGCCAUUCGUCCUCAAAUCCACAUCAGAACGCGACUGACUCGGGCCCGGGCUUCCUCCGUGGCUUAUUUCGAAGAAAGACUGACAGCGUGCUAAAUUCGGAUUCGCUGAGCUCGAAACCUCGGACCCCGAAUCGGGGCCCUAUACCCCAAAUCGAGACCAAUCAGCCCGUACGGCGGGAACAAGGUCGCGAAAGUAGUGGACAGCGUGAUCGUUCGCCCUCUCACUCUGGGCAUCCUACAUGCAGGACUCCUGGGAGUCCGGAGCUACCUUCUGCGGUCACUCAUAGUGAGCCGAAGCAACCGGGCAAUAUUCAAGAUUACCUGGAGUUUCGUCUUAAUGAGGCCCUUAGUUUGAAAGAUGACAAUGAAGCGGACUUGAAAAAGAAAGACAUCAAGGCCAUUCUAUCCGGAGCCCCGCAUUUCUUGCUCGAGAGGGGCAAGCAUGGUCGUUGGUAUCCGCAAGUCAUUUUCCCCUGGGAUGAACACAAUCCAUCCAUUCUACGCAUGUUAGAUCGCAAGCCACUGCCUCAUGCUUCGUUCACUCUGUGUACCCUCCAUGCCCAUCUUCCAGUACCAGAUAACUGGGCCGUGAGGGGAGGGGUCCCGAUCGAAUUGCACAGUUGGCACCGGACAGGAGGGCUCAAAAGAGCAUCCUUCGAUAUAGGUGUCUUCGAGGUGCCGAACAUGCUGGCCAAUAACGGGAGAGAGCCAGGGACUGUUGGUUACAGACACUUCUUGGAAUAUGACAUUGCAGAUAUGGUUCGAUACUCUGGGCCGUCGGAGCCCCGGGAAAAUCCAGAAAUGCAAAGACUUUCGCAACUGCCUGCUUCUGAGGCUUUUGGGUUGAUGGAUGGUUACAACAAGCCGUAUUCGCAGUGCCUGAGUGGUGCUGUGUUUGAUCGACGCCGACUCUUACAAGAAGGACCCACUGCUUGGAAGCGCAUUGGAGUACGAGAUAUAAAUCUUCGGACGCUGGUGCGGCGCUUGACACGAUUACGACAAUUGCGUUUGAAAUUGCUGGUGGAUGGAUCACCACUGACGAUUUUGGACUUCGAAUCGUCUCACGAACUACACACCCUUUUACAUACCCACUUCCUGCAUCCGCGCCCGCCUAUCGCAGAUCUUGUGUCUGGACACCCAGAGAGUCUCAAAUCACAAAUCAAGACAUUGACGACCGUCCUCGCUGCUCCAGGCGCAUGGAUCGAUUUCAGUCUGCCGGAGUGGCGCGUCCGAGCCGGCCAGGUUCUAUGGGAGGCACCUCCGCACGCGGACGGGGACUGUUAUAAUGCAUCUAGUACUGGGACAUCACAAAAUCCAUGGAUGAAUCCUGGCAUAGAGCGAAAGUGGCUCUUAGUUCAACUAUUACUCGCAGCGGAGCUGCUGAUUCGUCUCGAUGCGUUUAUUCGCAUGGACAUGUUACACGAUUCCCGCGGCGGCCCCAUGACCACACAAGAGCUCCACCAUUUUGACAAGUUGCGAGAGGGAAAAGUGAACUGGGAUCUCAUUGUUGUGCGCCGAUUUCUUGACAUUCUUGAAAUCGAGUGUGGUUCGACGCCAGCGGAGAGUUCACCAGUUGGCACUCCUACAUCGGACAAAACCACUGCGAAACAUCGCUUUUCGUUCCUGGACUCUAUCAAUCGUCGCCUCACAUCGACCACUGAGCUAGAUGUGCGCUCAGCUUGGCAAUGCCAUAUCAGUUCUCCACAUAUUCGACAACAAUUGGAGGGACUCUGUGUCUUUGCGGAAAACAUCGGAUGGCCGGGUGUUGACACACUCAAGACCACAUUAGAAAAGAAACUCAGCGACGGGCAGACUUUAAUUUUCCCGCCAAUCAAUAAGGAGGUAGCCCAUGCAGCAGCGGAAAAGACAUUCAGGGAACCUGCAGCCGUACGAUUGGUGAAAGGAGACAUGUACACCCGAAGCCAGUCGAGACGAUUCAUCAAGCUCCGCAGUCCUUGCAUGGAAGACGGCGAUCCGCACGCAUCGGAAAGUCUAGGCUGGAUCUCUCGAAGCUGGUUAUCAGGCUUCGUCAUCCCCGGCGAAGGAAUCAGUCACCUCCUCAUCGGGACCUUACUAGAGAACGACGCCGAUGCAAUCCAGCAGCUAGGACCAACAGCCAAUGUCUACGGUGGCUUUGUAUUCAAAGACCGCAGCUACUGGAGCAAGCCAUGUAUCGUUGGCCGUGUCUUAUCGGCUCAGGAUUCUGCUCAGACUUGCAUGGGAUGGGUCGGUUGCGACGUGCUCCCCCAUGAUGCAGACCUGAACCCUCUAGAACCCGGCUGGUUCGAAAUCCAGGUCGAGCGGGUACCGAGUUCGGGUUCGUGCCGCCCUCGUAUUAAGCAGGGAGGCAAGCUUGCGCUGGAAUCAACCCCGCUCGGAAAGGGUGAUAUCACACCCGACGCGUUUACGUUGCCGAUUGACCAGCCCGCUACGAGUAGUUCCGAACCGACCGUGAGCUUGGAAGCGCUUAAGUUGGAUGUGAAAACGCCCCAGAGAAGAAAUAUCAUCAGCGGUGAGGCCUCUAUCUCCUUUGCCCUUGGGAAGGAAGGUGAAUCCGAAAUGACUACGAUCUCGUUACCAUUGAUAUACAACGUGCGCUUUGUAUCCGCCCAUGAAUGUCGGCCGCCGCUGGGCUUCUUAUCUCAUCGUCAGGAGCCUGGGAAGACAGGGUCCACGGACUGGAGUGAAUUCAAACGUCUCCCAGGGCACCCCCUACAUCGAGCAUUUACAUAUAAGAACGUCUCUCUCGAGUCCCUCCCUCAGCACCCAGCACCGACACAGGAUAAAUGUUCGGAGACCAUUGUGAUUGAUGCGCGCGGCUCUCGAACCAAGGAGACGUUCGUUCGAGCAUGGUGCGCAUCAGUAGGGAGCCACGCACUGAUCGGCCGGGUGGGACGAACAUGCAUCGCGUGCUGUGUCCGGGAAGCACGGGCAAUCAAGGUACCCGUCGUGGUGCGAGUAGGCAACUACUAA